AUCCGUGUGCACCUGCAGACACAAUCAUAGAGCUGCCUUGCUUACCGGGCAGAUAGCAGUCCCAGCCGGACCCACAAACAAACCGACAGCUUACCUGAGUCAUGGAUGCAGAGGAGAAGUCCCCCGGCGGCCAAGGUGCGCAGAUUCUGGACAUCGGCUCAAACUCGCCCCCUUGUGAGCCUAAAGGUGCGCAGGAGCUAGAGAAACCGCCGUAUUCAUACGUGGCUCUCAUCGCCAUGGCCAUCAAGGACAGCGAGAACAAGAGACAGACUCUGAGCGGGAUCUAUCAGUAUAUAGUGUCCAAGUUCCCCUACUACGAGAGGAACAAGAAAGGCUGGCAAAACAGCAUAAGGCACAAUUUGUCUCUCAACGAGUGCUUCGUCAAGGUGCCCAGGGACAGCGGAGGGGACAGAAAGGGCAACUACUGGAUGCUGGACCCCGCAUUUAAGGACAUGUUUGAGAAGGGAAACUACCGACGGCGGAGGAGGGUGCGGAGACCCUACAGACCCCCGAGUGUGCCUUACCUGGGCGGGAAUCCCGUGGAGUACUCUGAGUCGCUCUACCUGCAGCCUUACGUGAGCAGCUCCUGGAGCGUGUGCCAGCCCGGCUCGACCCAGCCGACAGGUUAUCCGUCAGCUCCGGUCAUCACGGGACACAGCCGCAGCGUGUCCCCGGGCACCUCCAUGACCUCCUACUGCACCCCUUCUCCCCACUUUCACCAUCCUCACUACGGAGCUUACCACCGCCACCCGCCCGUGCUGGUCCCCCACAACGGGUAUCCUUACGGCGGGGUGACCCAACCGAUGAGCCCGGAUGGAGGCACCGUUUCCGUGGCUUGCAGCUACCAGCAGUUCACCUCCUACGGCAGGCCAGCGGACCCAGCCCUGGCUUAUUUAAUGGACCAGUAGGACUUUUGAGUUAUUCUGUGCUUUGAUGGCAAGUUCACAUCUGAGUUCACCUCUUUCACCAUUUCAGUUCGGCUGUCACUGGUUUGUCAGGUACUGGGUUUAGUUUGGUAGUUUCACAUGACUGUUAUUAAAUAAUGCUGUUGACGAUUUUGUUUGUAUAGAUUUUGUACAGUUUUUAUAAAGUUUUUUUUUUUUUUUUGUAAAAAUUACAGUCGGCAGGUCUACCGGUCUACCGUAUACCAUGUCAUUUUACUUCAAGUCUGAGGUUUGAGGUUUGCAUUUUUAUUUUUGUAAUUUUUUUUACUGCGGGUUAUAGGCUUACAAAUAAGCAAACAUUUGUUCUUUUUUUCUCUUUUUUUAUAUUGGUAUAUAAUUUUGAAUAGGCCUGUACGUUUGCUGUAACGUUAUUUAUUUGUUUUCUUCGGAUUUAUCCAAAUGUGUGAGCUGCUAUAAAAGAUGAAUGACAUUCAAGCACUGACCCGUUUUCUCACUCGAUUGUGAAUGUUUGUUUGAUGUAAAAUACAUCACGUUUGUUCAAAUAAAGUUAUUUUUGCAU
This is a messenger RNA of Oreochromis aureus, 1464 nucleotides long. It is a transcript of the gene foxl2l, whose product is annotated as forkhead box L2-like. The record is from RefSeq and is a predicted model, not a curated record. The transcript has a single exon. Gene Ontology annotation, biological process: cell differentiation; regulation of transcription by RNA polymerase II; anatomical structure morphogenesis. Lineage: Eukaryota; Metazoa; Chordata; Actinopteri; Cichliformes; Cichlidae. Gene Ontology annotation, molecular function: DNA-binding transcription factor activity, RNA polymerase II-specific; RNA polymerase II cis-regulatory region sequence-specific DNA binding. The coding region runs from base 102 to 908 and encodes 268 amino acids.